This is a messenger RNA of Fusarium verticillioides 7600, 465 nucleotides long. RefSeq lists its product as hypothetical. Lineage: Eukaryota; Fungi; Ascomycota; Sordariomycetes; Hypocreales; Nectriaceae. The transcript has 2 exons. Bases 1 to 465 code for a protein of 154 amino acids. The record is from RefSeq and is a predicted model, not a curated record.
AUGAAUUCCUUUGACACCUUCAUGGAUAUGCCUGAUAAUUCGGGUGACUUUUGCUUUGCUCCUGACUUUGGGCAGAGUAAAGAGCCUCAGGUUGAUGUACAAAGCAGAGCUUCUACUGAUACCAUUCAAAUUCUCCUUGAGAUUGUCAGGCAUCAGGUCAAGGCAGCCCAGCAACUCGACGAGGUUCAGAAACAGCUGGACCAGAUCAGCAAGAAGACAGAUCAUAUUGAAAAGAAAAUGAAUGAGCAGGACGAGAGACUUGAGAAACUAGAAAUGUAUCUACUCGAGCGAUCGCAGGCGAUCAUCGAACGACAGAACGACUGCAUUGGUCUGUUGGAGUCACCUAGGUACGGACUCUCUGACUACAACGAGGGCUCUGACUCUCUGUCUGAUUACUCAGACUCUGGAUUCAGCCAAGACUCGGUGCCUGACUCAGGUGUGCUGGGGGGGUUGGGUUAUCACUGA